This is a messenger RNA of Beta vulgaris subsp. vulgaris (sugar beet), 1304 nucleotides long. RefSeq names its product basic endochitinase. The transcript is spliced from 3 exons. Gene Ontology annotation, molecular function: chitin binding; chitinase activity. Gene Ontology annotation, biological process: chitin catabolic process; cell wall macromolecule catabolic process; carbohydrate metabolic process. Lineage: Eukaryota; Viridiplantae; Streptophyta; Magnoliopsida; Caryophyllales; Amaranthaceae. The coding region runs from base 86 to 1072 and encodes 328 amino acids. The record is from RefSeq and is a predicted model, not a curated record.
AACCACCCCCAACACGGCAAUUACUUGUGCUAUAUAACACCCUUGCACUCUAUGCACAAACACACACUCAAUUAAACCCACAAACAUGAGAUCCUACAAAAUAUUUGUUCUUCUUUUGUGUUGUUUACUAGGAAUAACAUCAGCUGAGCUAUGUGGUAAUCAGGCUGGUGGUGCACUAUGCCCCAAUGGCCUUUGUUGUAGCCAGUAUGGAUGGUGUGGAAAUACCAACCCAUAUUGUGGAACUGGUUGUCAAAGCCAAUGUUCGCCUAGCAGGGGUGAUGUCGGGUCCAUCAUCACCCCUGCCUUGUAUGAGCAAAUGCUCAAACACCGCAACGAAAAUAGCUGCCCAGGUAAUGGGUUUUAUACAUAUAAUGCUUUCAUUGCUGCUGCACGUUCUUUUAGUGGAUUUGGCACUAGUGGAGAUGAUAGUACUCGUAAAAGAGAGCUUGCUGCUUUCUUUGCUCAAACCUCUCAUGAGACCACUGGAGGAUGGGCUACUGCGCCAGAUGGGCCAUAUUCAUGGGGUUAUUGUUUUCUUAGAGAGCAGAACGCUCAAGGAGCCUAUUGUGAUUCUCCCAGUUGGCCAUGCCCUGCUGGUAAAUUGUACUACGGUCGAGGCCCCAUCCAAUUGACCCACAACUACAACUAUGGGCUAGCAGGUCAAGCCAUCAACGUAGACCUUAUAAACAACCCAGAUUUAGUUGCCACUGACGCAACCAUAUCAUUCAAGACAGCCAUAUGGUUUUGGAUGACAGCACAAGGAAACAAGCCCUCGUGCCACAAUGUCAUCGUUGGAGGGUGGAACCCAUCAUCGGCGGACCAGGCGGCAGGCCGGGUCCCAGGCUACGGUGUGAUUACCAAUAUAAUCAAUGGUGGGCUCGAAUGUGGCAAAGGCCAAAACGCUAAGGUGGCUGAUCGUAUUGGGUUUUAUAAGAGAUAUUGUGAUAUUUUGGGAGUCAGCUAUGGGAACAAUUUAGAUUGUUAUUCCCAGCAACCGUUUGCACAAGCGCCUAGGCGGACUAGCGGAGCUGCGGAGGACAAACCAAUUAAACAAAGAUAUAUGUUCAUGUAGCACAAAGUAAUAAUAUAUCUUCCCCUCAAAAAAAUAAAAUGUAAUAAUAAUAUGUUCUGGCAAAAUAAAGGUAGCAAAGUAGUAGAUACAUAUAAUACAUAUGUAAACAUGAAGACCCAUGCAUGAGCUUUACACCAUACGCAUAUAAUGUACUUAUUGAGAACAUCAUUUUCGAUGAGAAUCCUAAGUGCACGAUAUAAAUACUGAAUAAAUUGUCUCAUACUUACUAGUA